This is a messenger RNA of Striga hermonthica, 1502 nucleotides long. The record is from the annotation of a GenBank genome assembly. Lineage: Eukaryota; Viridiplantae; Streptophyta; Magnoliopsida; Lamiales; Orobanchaceae.
AUGGACUUGCUGAAGAAUUCACACUGCGUUCCAUCUCCAUUUCGCCCUCCGCCGCUGCUUUCUUAUCCUCGGUGUGCGGUUGCAGUUUCCCUAUUCAGAAAGCCUAAACAUGUCGGAAAAUGUACAAGUAUGUGCGCGGCUUCCAACUCUGAUACGAUAGUGAAAUCGAGCAAAUUUGCCGACAAGGAGGAGGAGCUCGGAGAUUUGAAGUCCUGGAUGGAUAGGAACGGACUUCCUUCCUGCAAAGUUAUGCUUAAAGAAAGACCUUCUCACGUCUCGAAGCAUCGUCCUAUUCACUAUGUAGCAGCCAGUGAAGAUCUUCAGGAAGGUGAUGUAGCAUUUUCUGUCCCUAAUUCAUUGGUGGUGACCCUCGAGAGAGUAUUGGGAAAUGAAACAAUUGCUGAACUUUUAACCACAAACAAGCUAUCAGAAUUAGCCUGUUUGGCACUAUAUUUAAUAUAUGAGAAGAAGCAGGGUAAGAAGUCUUUCUGGUAUCCAUAUAUUAGAGAACUUGACCGUCAGCGAGGUAGGGGGCAGUUAGCUGUUGAAUCACCACUUUUAUGGUCAGAGGUUGAACUAGAUUACCUAACUGGAAGCCCUACAAAGGCUGAGGUUCUGGAGAGAGCUGAAGGAAUCAAGCGAGAGUAUAAUGAACUUGACACUGUCUGGUUCAUGGCUGGUUCUCUAUUUCAGCAAUACCCAUAUGAUAUACCUACAGAGGCUUUCCCAUUCGAGAUUUUCAAACAAGCUUUUGUUGCAGUUCAAUCAUGUGUGGUUCAUUUGCAGAAAGUCAGUUUAGCCAGGAGAUUUGCUUUGGUUCCUUUGGGACCUCCAUUAUUGUCCUAUAGAAGCAACUGCAAAGCGAUGUUAACUGCAGUUGAUGGGCUUGUGCAACUUGUCGUUGAUCGUCCCUAUAAAGUUGGGGAACCUAUUGUUGUCUGGUGUGGGCCGCAACCUAAUUCAAAAUUACUCAUCAACUAUGGUUUUGUUGAUGAAGAUAAUCCCUAUGAUCGCCUGAUGGUUGAGGCUUCUUUGAAUACUGAGGAUCCUCAGUAUCAGGAGAAAAGGUUGGCUGCUCAAAGAAAUGGAAAGCUAUCAGUACAAGUUUUUCAGGUUUCUGUGGGAAAGGAAAAAGAGGCUGUGAUGGAUAUGCUUCCUUAUUUGCGAUUGGGAUAUGUUUCUGAUCCUUCAGAGAUGCAAUCUGUUUUAUCUUCUCAAGGUCCAAUAUGUCCGGUGAGUUCCUGUAUGGAACGUGCUGUUCUUGAUCAACUGGCGGAAUAUUUUAUAAAAAGACUUGCUGGUUAUCCUACUACACUUUCUGAGGAUGAGAACAUGCUUGUAGACCGCAGCAUUAAUCCAAAGCGACAAGUAGCUACGCAACUUGUCAGGCUGGAGAAGAAAAUUUUAAAAGCAUGUUUACAGGCAACGGUAGAUCUGAUUAACCAGUUGCCCGAUAACUCUGUAGCCCCAUGUCCUGCUCCGUAUUCUCCGAUUUUGAAAUG